Molecule: messenger RNA, 305 nt
Organism: Caenorhabditis sp. 36 PRJEB53466
Lineage: Eukaryota; Metazoa; Nematoda; Chromadorea; Rhabditida; Rhabditidae
Source: the annotation of a GenBank genome assembly
AUGAAAUCCGCAUUCAUCCUCGUCAUCCUUUUCGCUUCUCUCGUCGCCCUCAACGCAUUCCAUCUGCCAUUCCAGGUACUUUCCCUAUCUUUCAAACAUACCGUAAUCCCAACUAGAUGCUUCAGUUCCUCGGAUCCAGCGAAGAGUUCAACGGAGGUGUCGCCAAGCGUAACUACUACGACAAUAAGCCGUACAAACGCGAGUUCAACGCCGACGAUCUCACCUUGCGCUUCGGAAAACGCGGAGGAGCCGGUGAGCCGCUUGCCUUCUCGCCGGACAUGCUCGCCCUUCGUUUUGGCAAAUAG